Suricata suricatta (meerkat) is the source of this 1339-nucleotide messenger RNA. It is a transcript of the gene APOOL, whose product is annotated as apolipoprotein O like. The record is from RefSeq and is a predicted model, not a curated record. Gene Ontology annotation, cellular component: MICOS complex. The transcript has 9 exons. Gene Ontology annotation, biological process: cristae formation. Bases 72 to 881 code for a protein of 269 amino acids. Lineage: Eukaryota; Metazoa; Chordata; Mammalia; Carnivora; Herpestidae.
GUGAGCAGUGUUGAACUGUUUUGUGCCUCGCCGCCCACCGUAUAAAAACUUAGACGGAGAAGGUCACAGAUAUGGCGGCUGUUAGGAUGGGAAAGCUGACAACUAUACCUGCAGGUCUGAUAUGUGCAUCUGUAAGUGUGCUUGCAGCCAAAGAAGAAGAAUCAAAAAAGCAGCUAGUAAAAGCAGAGCAGCUCCCCAUAUAUUCCACACCAUCUCUGCAGUCUAAAUAUGUUGAAGAGCAGCCUGGUCAUUUACAAAUGGGCUUUGAAUACAUCCGCACAACAACUGGUCAUUAUAUUGGCUGGUGCAAGGGUGUUUAUUUCUUUGUGAAAAAUGGAAUAAUGGAUACAGUACAAUUUGGAAAAGAUGCUUAUAUCUAUCUGAAGAAUCCACCUCAAGAUUUUCUUCCAAAAAUUGGAGUGAUUACAGUUUCAGGAUUAGGAGGCUUGUUUUCAGCAAGAAAAGGUUCUAGGUUUAAGAAAAUUGCUUAUUCACUGGGACUGGCCACUUUAGGAGCAACUGUUUGCUAUCCAGUUCAGUCAGUAAUAAUUGCAAAGGUAACUGGGAAAAAGGCAUAUACUGCAAGCCAGCAAAUUCAUGAAGCAGUUAAAUCACUGUGGAAAAAAGAUGACAAAAAAGAGUCACUUCCUAAACCUAAAGAAAAAACUAAGAUAGAAGAAAACUCUGCUGAAAUAGAAAUACCUGCAAAAACAAUGCAUAACCUGAAACAGUCAGUGCCUUUGCCAACAGAACUCAUCUUUGAAACAAAGACAGAAUCAGAAUCUACCUCAGGUGCCACACACUUUGUGCCUGACCCCGAGCUCUUGGAUCACGGGCAGUCCCAUCCAGAAGAUGUAGAUUUGUACAGCACUAGAAGCUGAAAUAGCCUGCAUAGAGAACUACAAGAUGUGUGAAGUUGAAAAUAAUUAUGGAAGAAUCAUGUAAAGGGUAACUGUAACACAUAGAAUAUAACCUAAACCAAGUUUUUCCCUUACAUCUUCUAAUGUAAUGUACUGUUUGACUAAUCACAUAAGUGAUUAAAACAUAAACUGGGAAUUUAAUUCAAAAAUAUUAAAUUAUUGACAAAGAGAAGUAGAAGUAUUGGGAUGCAUUUCAUGAUUUUUAAUGUGUGUAUAAAAAAUAGAUUAAAUAUAUAAAUACUGAUGAGACUAAAAUCUGAGAUCGGUAUGUGGGUAUAUAAAUAUUUAUACAGAUACACAUAUAUAUUGCUUUACCCUUUUCAAAAUAAUGUCAGCUAAAUUAGAAUGUUGUGUGGAAGGAUGUGUUCCCUGCUCUUUCAUUUCCCAGAGCUGGAAUAAAAUAUCCAUAUUUUAUGACA